Messenger RNA from Hypoxylon trugodes, 1589 nucleotides. RefSeq lists its product as uncharacterized. The record is from RefSeq and is a predicted model, not a curated record. Gene Ontology annotation, biological process: DNA-templated transcription. Lineage: Eukaryota; Fungi; Ascomycota; Sordariomycetes; Xylariales; Hypoxylaceae. Gene Ontology annotation, molecular function: DNA binding; zinc ion binding. Bases 376 to 1410 code for a protein of 344 amino acids. The transcript has 3 exons.
CAUAGUAGAUAUUCUAGGAUUGCUUGGAUUUCUCGGAUACUUCCUCUCGAGAAGUUCGCUGAGAUCUGUCGAAAAGUCUACUUCGCUGUUGACGACUAUAGUGAGAUCGAUCUCGUGCUUGCUAAUGGGUACUUAUCCCACAUAUUUUCUGAGCAUGUCGUUAUAUCCGGACUUCGGGACUAUCGAGAGUACUCUCAGCUCUGUCGCAAGAACCUUCAUAAUGCCCUAUCGAGACUCCCACUUCUCUUACCGGCAUCCAUGGAGGUUAUCGCCGCGUUGGCGCUUGGGGUGAGUAUCUUCGGUUCUAUCUCUAAAGGGUGCUGACAGCUAACAUAUAAACAGACGUUCAAUGCAGUCGAGAAUUCUAAAGCUACGAUGGCGUGGACGUUUAUUUCUGCUGCCUCGGAUCUUUGUCAAAGAUUAGGAUAUCAUCGUUCUCGUCCUCCGAGAGAUGAUGACAAAUCUCUGCGAGCUGCCCAAGAACGUCUAUUUUGGACUAUCCACAGAAUGGACAAGGGACUUUCGUUUCGCUUCGGUCGCCCGUCGAAUAUCCGUGAUGCUGAGAUUACACUGCCACAUAAUCCGAAGGAGCCACGGUUUACCAAAGUUGCAAGAAUCCAGGGGAGAGCAUACGAUGAACUUUAUAGCCCAGCAGCUCUAUCUCGACCGAUUGCUGAACGUGCCCGAAUAAUUGAGAUACUUGGUACAGAGUUACGAGUACUGAUAGGCGAAACGCAUGCCGAAAUCUUCGAUGCCACCAAUCAACCAGGCGACAGCGAGGCAGAUCCGAUGCGAGUGGUGUACUUACAAUGCGACCUGGUUUGCCAAUAUUCGUUACUCGCUUUGAUUUGGCGGGCAGCUCCUGUCGUACAAGGCCCCUCAAGUGUCUCGGAAGAUUGCGUAGCGAUCGCUCGCGAGACUCUAGAUAUUCACCAUCAGUGUAUGCUGGCCGUCAAUAAUUGCAAAGGCGAUCCAUCUAUGGUCAUUAGAUAUAUAAACUGGGCGAUUAUGCAUAUUCCUUUCGUCCCAUUCAGUAUUCUCUUUACCCGCGCCAUUCAGCUAUUGGAUUUCGCCGAUCUAGCUCGCUUGGAAAAUUUCGCGACUUCUCUGGGGCCGGGGACGGAUUCCUCGGAGUCGUUUACACAUCCCUACCGACUGUAUGAUCUUCUCUGCAAGGCUGCACGGAUUUACAUUGACAGAAACAUCCCCUCAUCGUCCACGGAUGCAACUUUGGUCGACAACCCAUCGAUUUCCUUGGGACAAUUCGAUUUCGGAAGCAUUGUGCCGGAUGCAGGGAUGGUAGAAGGUGGAAACUUGGGAAUUGAUGAUGCCCAGAUGUACGACUUGAGUGAUUGGUAUUACAGCAACCAGCAGAUCAUGAACUUGUUGGAUGAAGAUUUAAUGUUUUGAAUUUCUCAGCAGCUCUAGAGAUAUUAUAUAUGAGAGGAUUUAUGUAAGCCGCUACUAUCUUAUGCUGAAAGCAUACCCUGCACAAAUGUUAAGCAAAUUGAGCUUAUGCAUCGGCUAAGGGUAUGAAGCUAGACCAAAAUGAGAAACUUACCUCGGUAUGUAUUCGUCUAGUGUUCCCC